GUGUGUAUUUUUGUGGAGCCGGAAGCAUUGAACUGAAAAAUGAUAUCAAACGAUUAAUAUGUGAAUGUAGCGGUAAGUGCGAAAAGAAACCAUUUGAGACGACAUUGUUGCUACAAUGAAUCUGUGUGCCUUCCAUUUGUUUUUUGUUAGCCUUAUCACACAUUCAACCCGUGCUGAAAGAAAGAAAGAGUGGACAGAAACCAUGCAUCUUAGUAUUGAAGGUUAUGAGAGCCGCUGUGAAAACUUCAAAUGCCGUUUCACGGGUUUUGUGAAGGGUAAAUUCUCAAGCCCUGGUUGGUCGAAAAGGCUAAGUGUCACUAUAAGGGUUGAGUAUUGUCCAAAGUAUAAAAAUUGCAAUGCCGAAGAAUCAUGGUCAAAUCAUUGCAAUUUGUUGAAUUUUCCCAAGCCAGCAAUGCGUACCUGUGAGUUCAAUUCAGGUUUCCCGUGCUAUUGCCAUGGCUUACAUUCUGCGACAAUCCUGUUUUAUCCAACACAUCCAAACUCAUUGUAUCGGAUGAAUUUAUUUGAUGGGCGCUUUAUAUUUUACAACCAACCUGAAAGCAACAUCUUUGAUAGUUCUAUUAAACCAGUCAAUUGGGAACCUAUUGUGGACAUAAUCAAACUUAGUUCUCUUCGCUUUGGCUCUGGCGCAUGUCUAUCCGAAUCUGGAAAACCACAGGUUAAGUCUGUACUGAUCUUUGUUGGAAUCGGAGUCUUGUUGGCAUUUGUUCUGUCGGGACAGUUCUCAGCUUACUGGUGAAUCUAAAAGGCGAUUUAAAUAAGUAUACAAUAGUGGUUACUGUAUUAUGUUUUCGGUAAGAUAGACUAAAAUAGUAUUUACAGAAACUAAAUGUUCGACGAACUCUUUAGAAUAUCAAAAAAAGAAAAUAUGGGCUCUAUUAAGCGAGGCAUUAUUAGUAAUUGAAGAAAUGUUUUAUUGUUAUUUUCAAAAGUGUAUUUUUGAAAGAAACUAAUUAAUUAUGAACUUAUUAUAUCAGGUAAAUAUAUUUACAAUUCUCAAAGAGUUUUUAGAUACUAAAAAAUGGAAGCAUGAUUGAGAUACCUUUAAUGUUAACUUGAUAGGCAUGAAUACAUUAAUAUCUGCAUUUAUUUUUUCCAAACUAUCGAAUAUUUUUUGUGUUGUUUUUUAGGUUUUCUCUAGAAUUGAUUUUGAACAUUAUUCGCUAACUUAGUAAUGUUUUAGUUGAAAAUUAAAAAGUAUAACAACACUUUCCAUUACAAUUGCGAAUAAUAGGUAUACAGUUUGGUAGUUUAAUUAUUUAUCUGAUGUAGAAUUUUUUUUUAAUCGCUUUUGUAUUUUAUAUGAAAGCUAAAAUAUAUCGUCCAUUGAUUUAAAAUGCUCUAUCAAAUCUGCUAAGACAUUUUUAUUUUAUCUUGAUAAGCUAGACGAAAAUGAUCUAUGCUAAAUUGAAUGUUAAUUUUACAAUUUGUAUUACAAUUUUAUGAUUAGAUUAUUUUUAAAUACUACUACGUUUAUUUUAUCCAAUGCAGUGUGUUACGUUAUUUUUUAAAUUUAAAUCAA
Messenger RNA from Physella acuta, 1543 nucleotides. RefSeq lists its product as uncharacterized. The record is from RefSeq and is a predicted model, not a curated record. Lineage: Eukaryota; Metazoa; Mollusca; Gastropoda; Physidae.